AUGGCGUCGGUCACGCGGAGAGCUAGCACGGCCACGAUGGGUCAAACGAUCUCCGCCAGCGCCACAGCAAUCCUGUGGUUCGUGUGCGAGUCCAGGUGCAUCGUCUUCGUGGAGAUCAGCGCCCAGGCCUGCCUGGCCACGUACACCUCCUGCCUCUCCACCGUCCUCGACGCUGCUCUGUUUGUCGCCGCGCUGGCAUCGUCGGAGAACGGCAGCGUCGCCUUCCCCUUCCCGCUGCGGGCCGUGGGCGUGACGGCCGGGAAAGGUGCCGAGCCGGUCUCGUUUCCCUGGAAACUGACCGGAAUUUCGCUCGCCGUCCUCUUCGCGGUCGCUGUCGGAAUCUCGGUCGGUCUCCACGCCGCCCGGAAACAGAGGCGGAAGCGGGCCCCCCUCUGGCUGCCCCCCGGCUUCGCCCCGCGUAAGGAGCCCAGGAACUACAAGAGGAGGGAGCCGGUGGGAGAAGACGCCAUUGGCAUGAAGAUCCUGAACCAGGAAACUGACUGUGAGGAUGAAGAAGACAAUCAAAACUCCUUAGCAGACGGUCCACCCAGCCACAAGAAAUCCAAGUCUGAGGUGAUUCCAAUCCUGCCUGAUAACCGAAAGUGGACCCAGAAACACAUCAAGGCUGUUGUCAAUGUUCCUCAGUCUGUAGCACUUACCCCACCACAGGAUAACACAGAGUGCAUGGAUGUUGAUGCCAGAGGUCCAG
Messenger RNA from Chiloscyllium plagiosum (whitespotted bambooshark), 709 nucleotides. The record is from RefSeq and is a predicted model, not a curated record. Lineage: Eukaryota; Metazoa; Chordata; Chondrichthyes; Orectolobiformes; Hemiscylliidae.